AAUAAAUACUGGCCGACUCAUUGCUUAGUGUGCUGAAGUCCGGCGAAGAUAUGGAACAUCAUAUCGAGGGUAUCACUCGGAUAUCCACUCGGAGCCCUGGGUCAGAAUUUUCCAUCAAUCACCGGUAUGAAAUCCUGAAUGGCUACGCCGCACAUGCAACUGGAGCAUCCCUUUCUCGCAUUUUCAGUUGCCCCGAAGUUGAAUACGUCGAAGCUGACGGCAUGGUUUCCAUUUACGAUGACCUCCACGAAGCGCACGAGGGGCGUGCGACAGGGUGCGACGGCGUCCCAGCCGAAAUAAGGGAUGACCGAGGCGAAUCCGGAGGACUUGAGAAGCCAGUGAAGAUUUUUUUGGCAGAUACCGGUGUCUACGGUGCCCACUCCUGCUUUAAGUACAAGGACGAGGACAAGAACAAGGUUAAGGACGAGCCUGACAAUGACAAAACGAGCCGUGUGCUUGAGACUGUUGUCUAUGGUCCUUACUCCUCGGAAGAUAAUAACGGUCAUGGCACAAUGAUGGCCGGAAGAGCAGUGGGGAUAACAUGUGGUGUGGCGACCUCGGCCAGCAUUGUUCCGAUCAAGGUUGUCUCCGAUGAAGGCAAGGGAGAGAUGUCUGACUUACUUGCAGGCAUCCACUACGCUCUCCAACAAUUCCAAUCCACCGAUUGCCAUGCCAUCCUACUGAUAUCCGUAGUCUUCGACUAUAAUGAAGCCCUUAACGAUGCCGUCCUUUGGGCCAUCAAUAGUGGUGUGCACGUUGUAGUCCCUGCAGGGAGCCAAUCAAAGGACGCAUCACUUGUCAGUCCUGCUUCUGUUUUCAGCGCUAACACCAUUGGCGCUAUUGACGAUUGUGGCCAUGUUGCAUCGUUCUCCAACGUUGGAUUUGUCGUCGAUGUUUUUGCCCCGGGCAUGAAGAUUCGAGUUCCUUCGACCGACGACUCGAACGCAUGGACGACAAGGAGUGGCACUGGCGUGGCAGCUGCAUUCGUUGCGGGUGUGUUAGCCUCUUCGUUAAGGGGCAAGAAAGAUCUGGUGGCUCCUGCCUUGCUAAGAACGGGGAAGGCUGUCCCAGACGUGCAGGGCAGUCCAGAAGGAACCACGAAGUUGAGGGUACAAAUUUUGUGACUUAUGUUUCCAUUGAAAUAGAACAGUGCUGCAUGACCUGCUUCACAAUCUUUCCCCUGUGCUUUUUUCCCGCUUCUUG
This is a messenger RNA of Cantharellus anzutake, 1203 nucleotides long. RefSeq lists its product as uncharacterized. The record is from RefSeq and is a predicted model, not a curated record. Gene Ontology annotation, molecular function: serine-type endopeptidase activity. The transcript has 3 exons. Lineage: Eukaryota; Fungi; Basidiomycota; Agaricomycetes; Cantharellales; Hydnaceae. Gene Ontology annotation, biological process: proteolysis. Bases 51 to 1124 code for a protein of 357 amino acids.